AUGGCUGUCCCGCCCACUGACCCCAACACCACACCACCGAUCCUCACCGCGGCCCAGACUCGAGCCCUGCUCCACACUUUGCUCUCCAACGCCGCUAACGCAGCCCGGCCAAACAUGACAAGUCCCGGGCCUAAAGCCGUGCGCCAACAGCCGGUACAACAACAACAACAACAGACCAUUACCAUUGACGCCUCCACUCGCAUCAUGGGACAUUGCAACAACGUCGCCCUCGCUUCGCCCUCACCUACGGAGCAAGCUGUCAAGAUCGAGCAGCUGUUACGUGGUGUUUUCCAGCCAGCGGGGCCGGGAGAGGAGAAGACGAAAGCGAGGGCGAACGUCAGUCUCAAUGUCAACGUUCAGGCCGGGGUGAGUAUCGUGGGCAGUAAGAACGUUGUUGUCUUCAAUGGCAAAAGAGAUGUUGGCAAGGACAGCACCAAGGGUGACGGACCGUUGGCUGGGAGGAAGCGAAGGGCUGAGUCUGAGCCCGCAGAUAUCCGGACGACGCUGGGUAAGAAGGUCAAGCUCGAAGCUUAG
Letharia columbiana is the source of this 534-nucleotide messenger RNA. RefSeq lists its product as uncharacterized. The coding region runs from base 1 to 534 and encodes 177 amino acids. Lineage: Eukaryota; Fungi; Ascomycota; Lecanoromycetes; Lecanorales; Parmeliaceae. The transcript is spliced from 2 exons. The record is from RefSeq and is a predicted model, not a curated record.